Molecule: messenger RNA, 2362 nt
Organism: Felis catus (domestic cat)
Lineage: Eukaryota; Metazoa; Chordata; Mammalia; Carnivora; Felidae
Product: proline-rich protein 23A-like
Exons: 1
Coding region: 495-1247 (250 amino acids)
Source: RefSeq, a predicted model, not a curated record
UUGAGAUCCACCCAAGGAAGGUCAAGAUCUUGACACUGGAAGCCAGCCCCUAGAGUGGCAUCAUUGUUCUGCCUCCUAGUGGCCUAUAAAAGUAUCUCUUUACGCAAAGCUUCGGCUACCGGGCUGCACAGAUACCGCGAAUUCUAAGGGGCGAAGCCUCCGUGGGGGCGGGGCUUAGCGUGACAUUUUGCGACUUUGGUUCCGCCGGCGUCACUUGCAAUAUCAUUGGCGCAAAUCCGUCCGUGUGAGGAGCCUGGGAUUCCACCGCCUGAGGCCAAGCCCUGCGCCGCGUGCUGCGCCACCAGAACCUGGACAGAGGGUCUCCCGGGAGGCGCCCCCAGAACUCCCGGGCACUCACUCUGCGUCGCGCCGUACCGCGCCCCGCCGCGCCCAGCCGCCUCACCUGUCGUCGAGACCUGUCACUGCGUGCAGGACCCAGCCCCUCACGCCCUCCGCCAGGCCCCGGCAGCGCCACCCGCAGCGCCGUCCAGGUCAUGGGCAGCCGGCCCCGCAGCCCCAGCGCCUACCCUGCGCCCUGUCCCGGGCCGCCGUCCGGAGGACCCGGCCCCGCCAAGCGCAGCCGAACCGAGGAGCUUGCAGGCCUGGAAGGCCUGGAGGGGCCCCCGGCCGCCGGCGCCCUCACCUCCGUGGUGGUUCUGGCCGAGGGCUGUGCCCUGCAAGUGCCCCUGGACGACGUCGACCUGGUGCUGGAGCCCGAGCCAACGUCGGUCCUGCAAGUGUCUGUCGGAGAGCUCACCCUGCUGCUGGUCCCCGAGGCCCUCCUGCGCUCAGGAGAGCAGGGCCACUCGCUUGUCGGCCUGGAACCCGGCGCUUUCCUGGGCGCGCCCGGGCACGACGUCCCCGUCGAGCAAGGAUUCUUCCGCGCAUCUGUCCCACAGAUGGCCCCCCAAGAAGAGGCCUAUGAGGAAGACGCGGACCCCGCGUUCCUGUCGCCUCGGAUAGACCCUGCAGCCGGCUCCGUCGCUGGGCUCCGCCUCUGCGCGGGAAGCGUGGCCAACCCCUACCCUGUGGGCCAGGUACCAGAGCCCCGGUCUUGGGCCCCCACUCCUAGUCCAGAGAGACGCUCUUCUUUCCGCUACUUCAACCUGGACGUCCACCUUCUGGAGCCCUUCCCCAACUCGCCACUCCAACCUCUACCUCCCUCUCCGAGUCCAGGUCCCCACGCGCGCCCCCAGCGCCCUCCGGGUCCUUCUCGCAAGGCCCGGAGACGCCUGUUCCAGGAAUGAACUGAACCAACAACCCCUAGCCACCUGGUAGAGACCUUAAAAGAGUCUUUUAAGAGCGCUGUGUGUACUUUGCACAACCUGCAAGAAUCACCAAGCAUGAAUAAUGGACAGAUGCUCUUUUGAUGGAAGCUGCAUUGCAAAAUUGUGGAUCAAUGGUGGUGGAACAAAACACCUGGAAGGAAGUCACAGAAGCAAAGAAAUGCUGUUUUACGUACAGUGUACUUUUAGACAUCUGACAUGCUGCUUAGGUUGUUUUCUCUAUAAAGGUUGCCCUUAAGUAGCUGCAUUCUCCCUAGUUUUGCUUCAAACCUCAACUUCAGCACUUUUUCUAAAAACCCAUCCUUUCCACAGCACUCUACCACAGCACCUCUUCUUUCCAAGCUAGAGUAAUUACUUUUGUUUUGUUUUGGUUUUUGCCUAAUGUAUUUUGGCCCUAGUGUGCAUGCUAGUUUAUGACAACUUUGCCAUUUUGAUUUCUCAGUGGCUGUAGACGCUUUUGGAGAAUCUAACAAAUAGGUGUAUGUGGACAAAUGUUUGUUGGCUACAAACACACAGAAUGAGGAGCGAUGAUAUGUGCCCUCCUUUUUUUAAUGAGAAGGCUAUCAAAUGGUUUAACUCUAUUGCUAGGUUGGGGGGGGGGGUUCCCCAAAGGAACCAACUCUUUUCCAUUCUUCCUAUAUAUUUUUCAUAUAAUUCUCCUGUGCUGGAAAAGUUUAAGGACUAUAAACUUUGUGUUGAUAGUUCUAAGAUCCUGAAUAUAUUUUGUACGUUAUUCCUGGCAUAUAGAAAUAAUUUGUUAUGUUGAUCUGGUAUCCAGAAAAAUGAUUUCAUUUCUUUAAUGGCCUAUCUAUAGAUGUUUUACUUAACUAAUAAAGACAAUAAUAUCUCCAAAACAAUGAGAAUAUUAUCUCUUUUUUUGACAAGUCUCUUACAUGUUAUUUUUCCUUAAUUUUUUUAUUAGAUGUUACUCCAAGUCCAGGUUGAAUAGUGUCGUUGAUGGGGGCAUCCCUAUCUUGCCCCUUGUAUUGAUGCAAGUGCUUCUAAAUUUUACCAUAAAGCAUGAUUUUUUUUUUCUUGGGAAUAGUUGGUAGAUAACCCUUAUCCUGUUGAAGACG